This is a messenger RNA of Emericellopsis atlantica, 957 nucleotides long. RefSeq lists its product as uncharacterized. The record is from RefSeq and is a predicted model, not a curated record. The transcript has 4 exons. Bases 1 to 957 code for a protein of 318 amino acids. NCBI's taxonomy places the organism in Eukaryota, Fungi, Ascomycota, Sordariomycetes, Hypocreales, Bionectriaceae.
AUGAUUGCCAUCAGACAGUAUAAUGCGCUGUGGCCCGCGCAACAAUAUUGCAACUUGCUAACAGCCACUUUCCUACCUAGCACAAAAAUCUCCUCGGAAGACGUGGAGAACUAUUGCCCACACACAUCGAUUCGCACCGACCAUACCGACGAACGACCGGAGAAGGGUAUCCUUCCACUGCCGCCAGUUGCAACGCUUCGGUCUCAUCGAAGCUAUGGAGGAAGCACACUCUGUCAGUCAAUAGGAGGAGACGGCUGUGACUCUCUUUCGACUAUUACUACGACAAAUUCAAUACUAUCCUGUGCUGAUUCGGACACGACGUCGAUGGCCGACGGCCUUGACAUUGGGCAACUGCGGCGUCGGGAGCUUGCUGACGAGAAUCAGCUCGCGGGGCAUAAGUUAACAGAUGGGCGUAUUCCGGGAGAAGCCAGAAUUCUUUGCGCUGGCAGCGGCGCAGUAGCCUGGGGACGCCAAACAGCCGUGGAAAACCCCCUCUCGACAGUGGUGAUCCUUGAAGAAGAGCCUUAUUCCACAUAUUUACCCCGAAAUUGUACGAUGGAGGGAGGAGACAUCAUCGAGUACCCUCGCAAAGAUUGGGACUACGUCUUCAUUCGAAAUUACCGAGCCGUUACCGACUGGAAACAGUAUCUGAGCCAUCUUCGCAGCAUUUUACAACCUGGCGGACAAAUUGAGCUUGUCGACGUGCAUAAUGCAGCAGCCGCCAUAUGCACGUGUGCGCAGCAUCCGACGGAAUGGGCCAAAGCCAAAGCCAAGAGAUGUGGCACAUGCUUCAAAUAUCCUUCUGUAAAGGCUCGUGGCAAUAUGCUUAGAGCUUAUGGCUUCUCCGAGUUAACAGUUGUGUACCACAACCGUCCGCGUCGAACGCAGCGCAAAGCGCUGGUCUCUAGUGUAGCUAUUCUGGGCAAGGCCUGCGGUGGAGCGGACAGUGAUUGCUAG